AUGCGCGCCCCCAGUGUCCACUUGAUCGUGCAGCCGCCGUCGCGUGCCGAGUCGCUCCUCGAUUGGCUCGGUCUCGCGUACCUCCUCUUCUCGCUCGUCCUCAGUGUUUAUUGUGUCUUGCUCUUUGGCCCAUACACGUCCAACCGCUUUUUCUGGCCCGACUUUGACACCGAUUCCAACGUAACGCACGCACUUGGCUGGCGCUUCAACAUGGAGCUCGGUGUCACUUCGGCGCUGCUCCCAGCACCGUUUUCACUCAGCACCGCCGCUGUCCGUCGUACGACAUCCGAGGACGUCAUUUGCGCCAUCUACCCCCGACUAGUGCUGCAUACCGAUUUAGCAACGAUCGAAGCCGGCAUUGCGGGCCUCCGCCGUCUCUCGAACGUCCUUGUCAUGUACCUUCCAACGUCCUAUUGCUUUGUCGACUUGGCGCGGCGAUGGUCGCUUGCGCACACAGCCGCGCGGGACAGACGCUGCCGCGCGCUCUAUGCAGCCAACGGCGCGGUGGUUUUUGAAACCACCUUGCGGAAUGUGGACCUACCCUCGUGGCUCCAGCAGCACAGUGCAUUGGCCAUGGAGCGGAUUGGGUAUGGCGUUGCGUCGCUACCUGGUGGCACCGAAUGGCUUAAUACCAUGGACAAUCACUCGGUCGUAUCGAUGCCGAUCGAAGCAGCGAUCUGGCGCACGGCAGGCCUUGCCUACUAUGACGUGAGCUACUCGAACCGGGUCGUCCACGGUCUCGACGAAGCCAUUGCGAUCACCAACGCACUCGGCUACGAAACGCAGUUUAGUAUCAAGGCGCUUACCCAGUUCAUACCGCGCGGUGCGUGGACGACUUCGUACCUGCAAUCUGUCCUUGGGUACGAUUUAGCCGCGCUCCAGACCAACCAAAGCCUCGUUCGAUCCUCGGCCCUGUUUUUCGGCCAUACAAUGCCCAAUCAAAUCGAAGCGUACGUACUCGGGUACCCGCUCAAUGCGCUGCAGAUGGCCGUGCACACGUACCUUGGACCGUUGGCGUCCGUCGACCAGCGAUGGGUGCCACCGCCGAUGCGUCUCGUCGAUGCUGUGCAGCGUCUCGCUGGGACCAUCGCUGCAGCGCUGAGUCAAGAUACGACAUUGCUCGCUGCCUACGAAGCGAUUCCGCGGCUGCUGCUGACCCCGACCCCAACAACGUGGGCCGACCUGUUGUUUUACAGCGGUAGCCCUCUCUGCUUGUACGGAUCACCGGGGCCGUUUGCUCUCGAAAGCUUCCGCUUCGACGACGCCUGUGACGUGCAACGACCCUUACAGAUACAGCUCGCGCCGCUCUCGAGCCUCUUUGCGAUGGCGGUUCUCAAUGGAACUGUGGAGGAUGGGGCGUGCUUGUUGUGCCCCCCGCCGCAACGCGCCGACUGCCGACGCCACUUACAGGCCGUUCAGCUACUUUAUACACGUCUGCAGGCGCGUGCGCUGAUCCGCGUUGAGAGCAAUGUCGUGUCGGACGCGGACGAUGUCUCCAUCCUGCAGAUGGUCGCCAACGCAUCGACUCCAAAUGACAUUCAAAUGGCCACCGCCGCCGUCCUGGAGGGUCCGUGGACUUUCUUUGGGCUUGGCAGUUUAGUUGACUGGGCUACGAUCUCACGAGAAGUCGUCGUAUUUGAAGGUGACGUCGCAACACUGCGUCUUCUGUCGGCCAUGUCUAUGCCGGUGAGUCAAGACCUGCCAAAGCGCGACGGCAUGGGCAGCUCGGCCAUCUAUCUGUGGUAUGCGUCGGCCUUGGUGUCACUGGGCCUCGUCCUUGUCGCAUGUCUUCUAGUGUGUAUCAAGAUACAUCGGCCGCACUUGGCGUCGCGGUGGUGGCUCUUCUCACCGAUUGUUGGUCCCGUGUGGGUUGGCCGAAGUCUCCUCCUCGUGCGCAGCGGCACGGCGCUCAUCUGCUUGGCCACCGCACCUUUGGAUGCAAACGUUCAGACGACGCUCCUUCAGCUGGGCUUCCAACCCGCAUUCUCGCUCUUCUCGCAGUGCACGCAGGCAUUGGGGGCACCCCCAUCACUGCAUUUCUCGGCCGCCGCCGUCCAUUGCCUGCCGGCGCGUACGCUGUGCUCGGGGGCCCCACUAAGUGCCGUCACAGCGGGCAUGUGCGGGCUCUUUCAGUACGCGUGGCACACCCGCCAUUAUCUGUUCAAUAGCAAACUCUGGCACCACCUACCGUCGCCGCAGACAACAGUGCCAUUUGCCGUGCCCGAUGACAUAUCGUCCAAAGUGCUGUCGAUGGGGGUGCUACCGCCCCCGCCGCGCACGACGGUCGUGCGGCACUGGCUCGGCGUUGGCGUCGGCUUGACGUACCUUGUGCUGACGCUGCUUGGCAACGUCACGUACCUCUCGAUCGUGCUAGAGAGCUUAGCCAACGAUUUUAUGUGGGCGGGCUUCAACAGCUCGGGCGUGUACCCGUUUUUGGCCAAUCAACUCAACCAAAUCCUCGACACGACCAACGACAGUCUGGUUGCACUUGCCGACGGCACGUACGCCGACACGACACAGGCGUACGACGUACCGGAUGCGAGCAUCCUGUUUCCGCCCACGUCGGCCCGACGUUGGCUCUACGCACCGUCGCAGGCCUUGGAGGACAUUGUCACGCUACGCCUGAAUGCGUGGGAGUUGGCACCAGCGCUGGGUCGUUGGGAGUGA
Saprolegnia diclina VS20 is the source of this 2667-nucleotide messenger RNA. RefSeq lists its product as hypothetical. The transcript has 4 exons. Lineage: Eukaryota; Oomycota; Saprolegniomycetes; Saprolegniales; Saprolegniaceae. The record is from RefSeq and is a predicted model, not a curated record. The coding region runs from base 1 to 2667 and encodes 888 amino acids.